Messenger RNA from Ceratina calcarata, 617 nucleotides. Its product is annotated as B-cell scaffold protein with ankyrin repeats-like. The transcript is spliced from 4 exons. Gene Ontology annotation, cellular component: cytosol. The record is from RefSeq and is a predicted model, not a curated record. The annotation marks the transcript as partial. Gene Ontology annotation, molecular function: fibroblast growth factor receptor binding; transmembrane receptor protein tyrosine kinase adaptor activity. Lineage: Eukaryota; Metazoa; Arthropoda; Insecta; Hymenoptera; Apidae.
UUACACGGUACGAUAAAUAUGUUAAAUCUGUAUGCUCGCUGCUGGACUCGUAGAAAGGCUGGUCGGUCCCGAAGAGAACCCGACACUGCUUCACUUCGCGGCACGUUUCGGCCUGGAGAGACUGGCCUGGCAGCUCCUCGAGUGUCCAGGGGGCGAGAUAGCUUGCGACCUGAGGAACGUGUCGGAGCUGACGCCCGCGGAUCUUGCGGAACAAGCGGGACACGCGAGACUGGCGCAUCAGCUUCGUGGCUACAUGCAAAUGAACGAGUUCACUAACAUGUACAGCUACCUGAAAGUGAUCAGCGAGACCACGACAGACCAAGCUGCGAAUGCGGAUCCAUCGUCGACUAACGAAGCCACUAACGAUAAGGAGGAUUAUUGCCGUCCGCGGCCUUUAAGCGAGGCUUACUCGGUGCCACCGGCCGCGAGGCCAAUAACGUCUCUGAUCUUGCCAGGCCAAUCGCCGGUAGUAACCCCUGAACCGAGCACCACCACUACCACCACCCCGUUAAACCCCAUCGAAGCGAAUUACUCGAUCGUGCCAGCACCGACCCCCGUCGUCUCUGCGAACGGCCUCGAGCUUCCGCUUCAAGGAUACAUGAAAAUGCAUCCAGCUG